Molecule: messenger RNA, 8584 nt
Organism: Xenopus laevis (African clawed frog)
Lineage: Eukaryota; Metazoa; Chordata; Amphibia; Anura; Pipidae
Gene: scn3a.L
Product: sodium channel protein type 2 subunit alpha
Exons: 27
Coding region: 231-6287 (2018 amino acids)
Source: RefSeq, a predicted model, not a curated record
GAAAGAAGAGGCUUCUGAAGAAGCAUCACAGUCUUUCUCAGUGGUUACGGAUUAACCCCAAAUACCAUUUCUCUGCUUGGGUGGUUGGAGGAUUCUGCAUUUUUCCAGAGGAUCUCCCUAGCAAGUCUUGUCAUCUGUUGGUGCAGGGUCUGCUAUGAUUUGCAAGGUUUCUCCCACAUCAGCACCUUCAUGUAUAAGAGGCUGAUUGGUAAUUAGUGCAGGAUGAGAAGAUGGAGCAGCCACUGCUACCCCCACCAGGACCUGACAGCCUUCGACAAUUCACCAGGGAAUCUCUUGCUGCUCUUGAAAAGCGCAUUGCAGAAGAAAAAGCCACAAAGCCACCUAAGGAUCGCAGAGAUGAUGAUGAUGAAAAUGGACCCAAGCCAAAUUCGGACUUGGAAGCUGGCAAAAAUUUACCAUUUAUUUAUGGAGACAUUCCACCGGGAAUGGUGGCAGUGCCAAUGGAAGACCUGGACCCAUAUUACAGAAACCAAAAGACUUUUAUAGUAUUGAACAGAGGGAAGGCAAUCUUCCGCUUCAGUGCCACAUCUGCCUUGUACAUUUUAACUCCUUUCAAUCCUCUUAGAAGAAUAUCUAUAAAGAUUUUGGUACAUUCUUUAUUCAGCAUGCUCAUUAUGUGCACUAUUUUGACCAAUUGUUUCUUCAUGACCAUGAGUAACCCACCAGAAUGGACCAAGAAUGUUGAAUAUACCUUCACUGGAAUUUAUACAUUUGAAUCACUUGUUAAAAUACUUGCAAGAGGUUUUUGUUUAGAAAGCUUCACUUUUCUACGGGAUCCAUGGAAUUGGCUUGAUUUCAGCGUCAUAUCCAUGGCAUAUGUGACAGAGUUUGUGGACCUGGGCAAUGUCUCAGCAUUGAGAACAUUCAGAGUUCUCCGAGCAUUGAAAACAAUAUCAGUCAUUCCAGGCCUGAAGACAAUUGUGGGCGCACUGAUUCAGUCAGUGAAGAAGCUUUCGGAUGUUAUGAUUCUCACAGUGUUUUGCCUCAGUGUGUUUGCACUAAUAGGGCUACAGCUUUUCAUGGGGCACCUGAGGAAUAAAUGUGUAAGGUGGCCGCCUGAUUAUGAAGCAAAUAUUACUUCCUACUUUAAUGAAACUGCUGGCAUCUAUAUAAAUACAACUCUAAACCCAUUUAAUAAAAAAGAGUACAUCGAAGAUGAAAAUAAUUUUUAUUUUUUGCCUGGAACGAGAGAUGCUCUUCUGUGUGGCAACAGCUCAGAUUCAGGGCAAUGUCCAAAAGGAUAUGUGUGUUUGAAGACCGGAAGGAACCCUAACUACGGUUACACAAGUUUUGACUCAUUUGGCUGGGCUUUUUUAUCACUGUUUCGGUUAAUGACUCAGGAUUUCUGGGAAAAUCUUUAUCAAUUGACGCUAAGAGCUGCUGGUAAAACCUACAUGAUAUUUUUUGUGUUGGUGAUUUUCCUGGGUUCUUUCUAUUUGAUAAACUUGAUUUUGGCUGUGGUGGCCAUGGCUUAUGAAGAGCAGAAUCAGGCAACCUUAGAAGAAGCAGAGCAGAAAGAAGCAGAAUUCCAGCUUAUGAUGGAUCAACUGAGAAAACACCAGGAAGAAAUUCAGGCAGCGGCAUUUGCAGCAGAAGCAAUGGACGGAUCCAGAGAAUUUAGUGGUGGAACAGGCUAUGGUGGGCUUUCAGAGAGCUCUUCUGCAGCAUCAAAACUAAGCUCAAAAAGUGCUAAGGAGAGAAGAAAUAGAAGGAAAAAGAGAAAACAAAAAGAGCAGGGUGAGGGUGAUGAGAAGGGAGAUGAUGAAAAAUUCCACAAGUCAGCUUCAGAAACAAGCAUAAAGAGAAAAGGCUUUCGUUUUUUGGAAGGAAACCUACUGUCCUAUGAGAAGAAGUACUCUUCCCCACAUCAGUCCCGCCUCAGUUUUCGUGGCUCCCUCUUUUUCCCAAGGCGUGAUAGUAGAGCGAGCCUGUGUAGCUUCAGAGGCCGUGGGAAGGAUGUAGGAUCAGAAAACGACUUUGCCGAUGAUGAACACAGCACGUUUGAGGACAAUGAAAGCCGAAGAGGUUCAUUGUUUGUUCCUCACAGACAUGGAGAGAGAAGGAAUAGCAACAUAAGUCAAAUUAGCAAGGCAUCAAGGACCCUACCGGUGCUACCAGUGAAUGGGAAGAUGCACAGCACAGUGGAUUGCAAUGGAGUGGUCUCUCUGCUUGGUGGCCCAUCAGGUCCAACAUCGCCUGCUGGACUACUUCUGCCAGAGGUGAUAAUAGAUAAACCAGCUUCUGAUGACAAUGGAGCCAAUACUGAGAAUGAACUGAGGAAAAGACGGCUCAGUUCGUAUCGUGUUUCUAUGGAUUUUCUGGAAGAUCCGAUUCUCAGACAAAGGGCUCUGAGCAUUGCCAGCAAUCUAACAAAUACAAUGGAAGAACUUGAAGAAUCCAGAGAAAAAUGUCCGCCAUGCUGGAAUAAAUUCUCCAAUACAUAUCUUAUCUGGGAUUGCUGUGACUGUUGGCUGAAAUUAAAGCAUGUUGUCAACUUGUUUGUGAUGGACCCGUUUGUGGAUCUUGCCAUAACAAUCUGCAUUGUUUUGAACACAUUAUUUAUGGCAAUGGAGCAUUACCCAAUAACUGAAGAAUUUAGCAAUGUGCUCUAUGUGGGAAAUUUGGUGUUUACAGGCAUUUUUACAGCUGAGAUGGUUUUAAAGCUAAUUGCCCUCGAUCCCUAUUACUAUUUCCAAGUUGGCUGGAAUAUAUUCGAUGGGGUUAUUGUCAGUCUCAGCUUGUUGGAACUUGGUCUUGCUAAUGUUGAAGGGUUAUCAGUUCUUCGAUCUUUCAGAUUGCUUCGUGUAUUCAAGUUGGCAAAAUCCUGGCCUACACUGAACAUGCUGAUAAAGAUCAUUGGCAAUUCUGUAGGAGCUCUGGGGAACCUGACUCUGGUGUUGGCCAUCAUAGUUUUUAUUUUUGCUGUGGUUGGCAUGCAGCUUUUUGGUAAAAGUUACAAGGAAUGUGUCUGCAAAAUUUCACCAGAUGACUGUGAACUUCCCCGUUGGCACAUGAAUGACUUCUUCCACUCCUUCCUUAUUGUGUUCCGAGUUCUGUGUGGAGAAUGGAUUGAAACCAUGUGGGACUGUAUGGAGGUUGCAGGACAAGCUAUGUGUCUCACUGUAUUUAUGAUGGUCAUGGUUAUUGGAAACUUAGUGGUGUUAAAUUUGUUUUUAGCUUUGCUGCUCAGCUCAUUUAGCUCCGACAAUCUAGCUGCUACAGAGGAUGAUAAUGAAAUGAACAAUCUACAGAUUUCAGUGGCCAGAAUGCAUGAAGGAAUAGCCUAUGUGAAAAGGAGCGUACGGCAAUUUAUACACAAUGCCUUUGUCAAAAAACAAAAAGCUUUAGAAGAAACCAAACCUUUAGAAGACAUGCAGAACCAAAAGGACAGCUGCAUUUCUAAUCACACCAACGUGGAAAUGAGCAAAGAGUAUGACUACCUGAAAGAUGGAAAUGUAACGACUGCCACGAGUGGCAUAGGCAGCAGCGUAGAAAAGUACAUGAUAGAUGAAAGUGACUACAUGUCUUUCAUUCAUAACCCAAGCCUCACCGUCACCGUCCCUAUCGCUGUGGGGGAAUCAGAUUUUGAGAAUCUGAACACAGAGGAAUUUAGUAGUGAAUCUGAUAUGGAAGAAAGCAAAGAGAAGCUCAACUCAUCCAGCUCAUCAGAAGGCAGUACUGUUGACAUCAGACCUGCUGGGGAAGGAGAACCUGUUCCACAGGUGGAGGUUGAAGAGUUUGAGGAGCCAGAAGCUUGUUUCACAAAAGGAUGUAUCAGGAAAUUUCCAUGCUGUGAUGCUGAUGUCUCACAUGGCAAAUGGAAGAAGUGGUGGAACCUCAGAAAAACAUGUUUCUUAAUUGUAGAACACAACUGGUUUGAGACCUUCAUAAUCUUUAUGAUUCUUAUGAGUAGUGGUGCCCUGGCAUUCGAAGAUGUCUACAUAGAACAAAGAAAAACAAUAAAAAUAAUGUUGGAAUAUGCAGACAAGGUUUUCACUUACAUCUUUAUCUUGGAAAUGCUUCUGAAAUGGGUGGCAUAUGGCUUUCAAAAAUACUUUACCAAUGCCUGGUGCUGGUUGGACUUCCUAAUUGUUUUUGUUUCUUUGGUUAGCUUAACAGCUAAUGCCUUGGGCUACUCAGAAUUAGGAGCUAUUAAGUCCCUUAGGACACUAAGGGCAUUGAGACCUCUGAGGGCCCUCUCGCGGUUUGAAGGGAUGAGGGUUGUAGUGAAUGCCCUUGUUGGAGCUAUUCCAUCCAUUAUGAACGUCCUUCUGGUUUGCCUCAUAUUUUGGCUCAUUUUUAGCAUAAUGGGAGUAAACAUGUUUUCUGGAAAGUAUGGCUACUGUGUGAAUUACACAGAUGAUUUAGUGUUUGACUACACAUUUGUUAAUAAUAAGAGCCAAUGCAUGGAUCUUAUUAGAGACAAUGAAACGGCCAGAUGGAAAAUCGUGAAAGUGAAUUUUGAUAAUGUGGGAUUUGGAUAUCUUUCUUUGCUUCAGGUGGCAACAUUCAAAGGAUGGAUGGAAAUAAUGUAUGCAGCAGUUGAUUCACGAAAGCAAGAGGAACAGCCAAAAUAUGAAGACAAUCUGUAUAUGUAUUUGUACUUCGUUAUUUUUAUCAUUUUUGGAUCAUUUUUCACUCUCAACCUUUUCAUUGGUGUCAUCAUUGAUAACUUUAACCAGCAGAAGAAGAAGUUUGGAGGUCAAGACAUCUUUAUGACGGAAGAGCAAAAAAAAUAUUACAAUGCAAUGAAGAAGCUGGGGUCCAAGAAACCACAAAAGCCUGUUCCAAGACCAGAUAAUAAAUUUCAAGGCGCUGUCUUUGAUUUUGUCUCAAAACAACCGUUUGAUAUAAGCAUUAUGAUUCUGAUCUGUUUAAAUAUGGUAACAAUGAUGAUUGAAACAGAUGACCAAAGCGAUGAAACGGAGAACAAUUUGUACUGGAUAAAUGCAGUUUUUAUUGUUCUUUUUACUGGUGAAUGUGUGCUCAAGUUGAUAUCCCUACGCCAUUAUUACUUCACAAUUGGCUGGAACGUAUUUGAUUUUGUGGUUGUAAUUCUCUCUAUAGUAGGAAUGUUUCUGGCGGACCUUAUUGAAAAAUAUUUUGUGUCACCCACCCUGUUCAGAGUCAUCCGAUUAGCUAGAAUUGGUCGAAUCCUGCGUCUCAUCAAGGGAGCUAAAGGCAUUCGUACUCUGCUGUUUGCCUUGAUGAUGUCACUUCCUGCUUUGUUCAAUAUUGGUUUACUGCUCUUUUUGGUGAUGUUCAUCUACGCCAUUUUUGGCAUGUCCAACUUUGCCUAUGUUAAAAAAGAAGCUGGAAUUGAUGACAUGUUUAAUUUUGAGACCUUUGGCAACAGCAUGAUCUGUUUAUUCCAAAUUACAACAUCUGCAGGAUGGGAUGGUCUUUUAGCACCAAUUCUUAACAGUGGGGAGCCAGACUGUAGUCCAAAGGCAGAACACUCAGGAAGCAGUGUAAAAGGUGACUGUGGAAAUCCUUCUGUUGGGAUUUUCUUUUUUGUAAGCUAUAUCAUAAUAUCAUUCUUGGUUGUAGUAAACAUGUACAUAGCUGUUAUCUUGGAAAACUUCAGUGUUGCUACUGAGGAAAGUGCCGAACCUUUAGGAGAAGAUGACUUUGAGAUGUUCUAUGAGGUCUGGGAAAGAUUUGAUCCAAAUGCAACACAAUUUAUACAAUAUGUUAAACUCUCUGAUUUUGCUGAUGCACUGGAUCCACCUCUCCGAAUGCCAAAACCAAACAAUGUCCAGUUAAUUGCAAUGGAUCUGCCUAUGGUGAGUGGGGACAGAAUUCACUGCCUUGAUGUCCUAUUUGCCUUUACAAAGCGUGUGUUAGGUGAAGGUGAUGAAAUGGAUAACUUAAGACAGCCAAUGGAAGAACGAUUCAUGGCAUCCAAUCCUUCGAAGGCUUCCUAUGAACCAAUCACAUCUACUUUACGUAGGAAACAAGAGGAGUUAGCUGCCAUAGUUAUUCAGCGCUGCUACAGAUGCUAUGCUUUAAAGAAAGGCAUAAAACAUGCUUCCUUUAUGUACAGUCAGGAAAAGAGCAAAGAUGGAGGGAGUCUACUAACAAGGAAAGAUAUGUUGAGUGAUCGAGUAAAUGGAAACUCUACAACAGAGAAAGCAGACAUUACUCCUUCAACAACCUCUCCUCCAUCCUAUGACAGUGUUACAAAACCAGAUAACGAAAAACACGAAAAAGACAAAAUAGAGAAGGAAGACAGGGGCAAAGACGUCAGGGAGUAUAAAAAAUAAUUUCAGUGGCAAACUGUUUACAGCCUGUGAACAUUGUUUCUUGAUGUCAUCAGGACUACUUCCAGAGAUUUAUGCCAAACUGACAGUUCUUAUAAUUAUGUACUUUUGGUCAGUGCCUACAAUAAGACAGUGACCCCUUGUAAGUCAGUGACUACAAUGGAAACCAACAAACUUGACGGGAGGUUACUUUUUCAACCUCUUCAUCUCUAUGAUGCUUGCAAUGCAUUUCUUAUUGAUGCUUUGCUGGGCUCUUAAGAAGUAAAGGGGUUAUUUCCUAGCUGACACUGCUGAAGAGGAUAGUCCAAACGGCUACUCAGACUGUGUGGAACGGGGACCAUUUUGUGGGAUACAAACAUGUAAUUUUUUUGUGUGCUGAACACUUUAGUAAAGUCCUUGUAUCCACUGUUUGCAUUUCAACUGCCAUAUUUGCCAUAUGUUUACAAACUCUAUGUUUAUGGAUUCAUUGUUUUUUUGAAUUCAUAGGUUCUCUACUAUAUAUGUGACUAUUUUUGUACUUGGGUUUUAUGUUGGAAUUGGGGCUGAUACUUACCACUUCAAAGGUAUGAGAACCAGGUGUUCUGCUAUAUCUUUCUCUAUAACAUAUGAAUAAAACAGAUUGCAUGAAUGCAUGCUGAAAUCAUAGGUCAUGCAUGAAAAAAACAUAGCGCUACAAAAAAAAAGUGUGGAGGUGCUUAUCUGUUCAUGCUGAGUCACAUAAAGAGAAGUUAAUACACGCCUGCAAUGCCCCAUUGAGUCCCAGAUCAGAGGGCAGUUGGAUUUAUCCUUUAUGCAAACCUCAGCUUGUGCAAACACUUAUCUAGUGCCCCAAGGCACAAAUUCACAUUUGACCAUCACAAGAUUGACCAGAUAAAAACUUUCUUUAAGCCUUGUCCUGCAUUAUUGUUUGGCCACCUUCAGCUGUCAGUAAGGUUGAUAUUGUACAUGCCAAUGGAAAUGCUUAUGUUAUGGUAUGUAAAUAGUUAUUUUAUCCUGUGGUGGAUUUUUGAGCAAAAAAAUAAUGACUUGGGCACAAUAUUUAUUGCAUCAAAUAUGUACCACAAUAUGUGUAGUUUGCAAGCUUUUGAAGAAUAAUAGAAAAUAUUCUGUACCAAUAUAAAUAGUUUGGACGAGAUCACAAUUGCAUGUUUAUAUUGCUUGGGCUGCUUUAUGAUGUUUAUUUUUCCACUGUCCAGCAGUCUGAUAUGGAAAGCCAUAUACCAAAUGGUAAAGUAAGACAAGCUGUUCAACGGUUUCGACAAAAAACUGUUUUCAUUGUCAUUAAUCUCUUUGCUGCCGGAGGCUAGAAACUCAUAAUUUUGCCACUGUCAAAGCUAAAGGGUUGCCCUUUAGGUACCAGGUUAAAUAGCUUUGGUCCUUAAGGGGUUAAGCAAUAGUUUGCAGCUGAUUCUAUAGUUCUGUUUUUCUUUUUCUGUUCCCAUUAUUGUUUAUUUUGUAUCAUUUUUAACCAUUUCCUAUAAAUUCAGAUUAAAAAUAUAUACAAACAUUGGGUAAUAUUGCAAACUACAAAGCAUAAAGAGUUUAUAAGAUGAUCAACCUAUAAAUACUGUAAAUAUUCAUUUAGCUUUAUUUUUCAGCAUUUUGUACAUAAGGGGAGAGACAAAACUUAACUGUAGGGUUAAUGUUGUGGUCACUUUUGUUACUAUCCAUGCUUAGCACUAAUCAAUUGGAGAUCUUUUACCAAAUAAAAGAAAAGAGUUGUACAUUUGCUAUUUUAUUACUUUGUUUUUUGUGCACACAAUGAAUGUGGAAUUGUACUUGUGAAACUGAAACCACAGAUCACUCAUUCAACCAUAGCGGGAUCAUGUAAAAUAUCACUGGGUACCAAUAUACAGAGGUUGUGAGCACAGCCUGCAUCAGGUGUUGAAACUUUUUAAUGCUGGACAUACCUGGAACACUCUAAAAGCAACCUGUUUCAGGUACGGAGGUGCUAAAAAGGUUACUGUUUUAAAUGCCAUUAUCUUUCUUAGAGUCUUAUUUCAUAUUUGUUCUAUUCUUGUUGGUUCAUGCUGCACUGGAAUGUUUUAAAAAACAUGUGGGAUCCACAUAUUUUAAUUUUCCACACAAAAAAAAGACACGAGUUUGCUGAUUACACCAUGUUAGCUUAAAGUUCUGUUUCGGACACAUGCAAAAAGUUAAUUGUAGACUCCUUUGCUUUCCAAGACUUAAAUGACUUGUAGUGUACUGUGAACUGCAUGCAGGGAAAUGCUAUUACCUAAACGUACAGCUAACAACAUUACAAACAAGCCAAAAGAAUAAAGAUUACAUUUUGUAUGGUA